AUGACGUUAUGCAUAUGUCUAACAACCGGGGAGAGAUCUAUAUUCACACCAGAGGACUAUAUGAAAACAAAAAAAAAGAAGCUUUCAGUACAAGCUCCUGUCUCAGAUGAGAAUCCUUUGCCUUCAGAAACCACUGCCAGAUUUCAGAAUUUGAAUGACUGCCAAAAAUUUACCCCGGAGCACCUGGGUGUCUCUUGGUAUGAUCGGGUGCUUGAGCUUCCAGCAAUUGCAUCUCCCUCUUCCCCUCCUUCUUUAGAAUUUAUCCGCAAGAAACAAUCAGAGGCAGAACUGAUCUACCAAAACCAUGUUAAUGAGCACAAUUCUCAUUCCGAUAAGCCAGGUGGUAAUUGGCUAGAUCACGUGAUUAAGUCAGGUACCGUUGCUGACAGACUUGCCGCGCACAGCAUCAAAAUUCAAAACGCUCCAUUGUAUUCAAUCCGAGAACUGAAAUCCCUCGUCCGAAUUUCUGCUUCGGACAUGCAGCGCAAUGUUAGCUCGACCCUCGAGGCGCUCAAAGAUCUCUUUGUGAACGUGCUGUUGCCCCCUAGCCGAAAGCUCAUCUUUUUCCACAAGCGACCCCUCAACGGAGAAAACGUUUCAGAAGAACAUUUGGUUUAUUGGUUCUUUGAACACACACUAAAGUCCAUCUUCUUGCAAUAUCUCAACGUGAUGGAAGAAGUUUCACAAAAAAGCGUUCUUUUCGUCAAAUGUAAGAUACUGAACUAUCUGCAUGACAUGCUCAUUGAGAGGCCUGAACAGGAACAUCUGAUUUUGUCUCGCUUGCUUAAUAGAUAUACAGACAAGAACAAAAAACUCUCAUCUUCAAACACUUAUUUGUUUAUGAGGCUUCUGGAACGGCACCCCAAGAUGGGUAUCCUUAUAGUUAAAGAGGUGGAGAUCUACUUUUACGUUUUUCGAAGACGCGUAGAGCUGAACAGAGACUAUCACAGUCGAAUUUUGAACGCUUUGUUAACGGGAAUUGACCGAGCAAUUCCAUUCGUCCAACUUGAAUCUGAUUUCUUUUCAAGCCAUUUGAGUGUGCUGUUCAAAAUCGUUCAUGUGUCCGAAUUUGGCAGGAGCACCAGAACUCUGACGUUGCUGUUCAAUGUCAUGAAGGCACAGGGGAAUGUUACUGAUCGGUUUUACAGAGCGCUGUAUCGAAAGCUAUGUUGUCCUGACAUGUCGAGGUCAUCUAAAAAGCACCACUUUUUGGACUUGGUGUACCGAGCUAUGGUACACGACAAAGACAUCGCCCGUGUAAAGGCCUUUGUGAAGCGCUGCGCACAGGUUUGCUUAUUGCAGACUCCUGAGUGCGUCUGUGCCUUCCUUCUACUCUUGUCGAAUAUCAUUGCGAAGGUGCCGGGAUUGACAGGUCUAUUGAAGAAUGGCCCAGAGACCAAAGUGGAAAAAAAUGUACUGGCUCAAACUGUAGGUCAAAUUGAAAAGGUGACAGACAGUAUUUCGAACUUCACAAUACCUCGUUCUCGUAGAACGAGAACAAUGAUUUCAUACGAGGGUAAAAAGAAAGAAGCUGAGAAGGCCAAACAUAAAGCAUCAAGCAUAGAGGACGCUGACACUUUUACUGAAGGGGGUCAAAUUUCUGAUGGCCCAAAUAAGCCUUUUCCAAUCGCGGACGUUUCGACUAUCCAAGUUGAAUCUUACGAUCCCAGUUGUCGCGACCCCCGUUACUCCAAUGCCGACUGCUCUGCACUUUGGGAACUGAACAUUUUAACCUGGCAUUACCACCCGCAAGUUUGCAAAUGGGCCAAGAUGCUUCUCGAAUGCAAGCAAUUCAGCUAUCUCGAGGACGUAUUCUCUGAUUUCUCGGUAUAUAACUUUACGAGGCAGCUUUCAACACGGCAACUAGAUCAAUUUUUAUCGAAGUCGCGCGACACAGCCGAAAAAUGUUCAGAAGUAGAUAACGGCGCGGCGGAACCAUUUGGAUGGAUUCACCGAAUGAGCCAAGAUCUGCUUACCUCCCCCGAUGAGGAGGAGGCUGGCGUCGAUACGUUUUUCUAUAAGUACUUUGUCCAGCGCAAAAAACUCACUGAACAAAAGCUCAAAUACCAAAAAAUGAAGAAAGAAUUUAAAAAAGAAUCAGCCGUCGAUGAGCGUUCUUCAAGUCGAGUAAAACUGCUUGCCCAGGAAGAUGACAAAUGCGAGUCUAGUUCUGAUGAUGAAGAACUCGAUUUAGACGAAGAUGACAACGAAGCCGAAUCAGAUUACGAAGACUUUGAAAUUUCGGACGACUCCGAAUCCAGUGAGAACAAUGAUAAUGACGCCUCAAAACUUGACAGUCCAGUAGCGAAGACCAAAUUUUGUCAAAACAGUAAAAAGGAUAAACUUCAAUCUAAAAAUACCCCAAAAGAAUUGAUGCCCACGCCAACUCCAAAUUCACGUUCCAUUCGUCCUAAGCGUCCUGCUAGUUCUCAAAAAUUUCGCAAAACAAAACAUGACUCUAAUAACUGCAAAGAAGCUUCAGCCAAGCAUAAUUGCCACAAAAGGCGGCGCUCACUUCAAGAUUGA
Messenger RNA from Schistocerca gregaria, 2526 nucleotides. RefSeq names its product CCAAT/enhancer-binding protein zeta-like. The record is from RefSeq and is a predicted model, not a curated record. The coding region runs from base 1 to 2526 and encodes 841 amino acids. Gene Ontology annotation, cellular component: nucleus. The transcript is spliced from 5 exons. Lineage: Eukaryota; Metazoa; Arthropoda; Insecta; Orthoptera; Acrididae.